GUUUAGUUUACCAAAAUUACUCCGAGCGUGUGGUCGAUUGAAAUUCUUAAUAAUUUUUUAAAAGAAUAUGGAUAUCAAGUGCAUCCUCUUUGAUUUGGACAACACUCUGAUCGAGACUCGGAAAGCUGACGCGCAUACAUGCGAAAAGAUUGCGCAAGAGCUAGCGAGCAGGUUCAAUGUCCAGUUAAACGACGCCUCAGAAAUGUCGACGAAGUUCUUGCUUAAUUUCCGGAAAUGUCCGGAGAAUACGCGCAUGACUUUAGAGGAAUGGAGGAGCUAUUUGUGGAGGCAGGCGUUGGGAUCGAAGUUUCGACAGUAUGCAGAUACCAUUUAUAAGCUUUGGCUACACCAGAGAUACGAGAACUUGGCGUUAACUCCAGAAAUCAUCAACCUCCUAGAGACUCUGCGCAAGAAGUACCAAAUUGCGCUCAUUACCAAUGGGACUUCGGCGGCGCAGUGGGAGAAAAUCGACAAACUGGACAUCAGGGAAUAUUUCGAUUUAAUACUUGUAUCAGGUGACCUUCCCUACGAAAAACCCGAUAAAAACAUCUUUUUCCAAGCCUGUGAGUACCUGAAUGUCCACCCAAAGGACUGCCUAAUGGUGGGGGAUAAACUAGAAACCGACAUCCAAGGAGGGCUAGAAGCUGGAUUAGCUGGAACAGUCUGGAUUCCGUUGACUUCUGGUUAUAAUUUGGUCAAAAGUGAUCCUCAACCCGAUUAUAUAAUCAAACACGUAAAGGAGUUGAAGAAAGUGCUGAAUGGUAAUGAAGAUUCUAGAUGGUUCUUCGAUCAGAAGCCGAAGAAUUUAAAGCAGUUUUCCAGGGUAUUUUAUCUGGAAGAGGACUCGAACUCGAACGCUAGCGAUGGUAGCUAGCAUGUAGCUGUGGUGCUGGAGGUCAGAAUCUUUGUUUUAGUUGCAGUAUUUUGGUGCAUCAUAAGUACAAAUCUAGUUCAAAUAGGUUAUAAUCGUAAAAAAGAGGAUUUUAUAUGUAAAAAUACAAUUCUAUUUUUAA
Molecule: messenger RNA, 1013 nt
Organism: Anthonomus grandis grandis
Lineage: Eukaryota; Metazoa; Arthropoda; Insecta; Coleoptera; Curculionidae
Product: N-acylneuraminate-9-phosphatase
Exons: 4
Coding region: 68-874 (268 amino acids)
Molecular function (GO): hydrolase activity
Source: RefSeq, a predicted model, not a curated record